Molecule: messenger RNA, 3043 nt
Organism: Lytechinus pictus (painted urchin)
Lineage: Eukaryota; Metazoa; Echinodermata; Echinoidea; Temnopleuroida; Toxopneustidae
Product: protein D2-like
Exons: 4
Coding region: 224-796 (190 amino acids)
Source: RefSeq, a predicted model, not a curated record
AAUAUCGUCGGUAAUCAAAUCAAAUUACGUCACUUUAAGAGAUCACGUGCUGGUUUCCGCUGCACCAAAGCAUCUUUUCGUCUACGCGACGUAUAUUUCUGUGUGUUCGAGGGUCAGUACUGUCGAGGGAAAUAAUAGACAGAUAUUUUUAAUUUUAGAGAUUGAAGGAGUAAACAAGGUUUAUUUUGUGUGUUAAUCAGGAGCUCUAGUUUUGGAAGAGAGAAUGGACAAGUUUCGGGAGUACAAGAUCGUGCCUGAUAUCAUUGACGAUCGACCAGUGGAAGUGUUGUCGGUGCAAUGGAAAAGAACUCGCACAAAGUGUUACCCGGGUGAUACACUUACCCCAACUCAGGUUCACACCAUACCCGUCAUCGAUUGGCGUGCCCGCCACGAAUGCCUCCACACAAUCGUGUUUGUCCACCUCGGACCCGUGGGUGAGCCGGUCGACGAGGAGCUGCAUUGGCUGGUCUUCAACGUCCCCGGAGAAAACAUGGUCAAGGGCCAGGUCCAUGCAGAGUACCUUGAAUCGGGCCCGGGGGAAGGAACAGGAUUUCAUCGCUAUGUUUACCUGGUGUACCGUCAAGAAAGCAAGAUCGACCCGUUUUCCAAGUUUCCCUACAAGCCCCGGCGUCUCGACGGCCGAAAGCCGUGGAACACCCGUGAAUUCGCCAAGAAGUGCAACCUCGGUGAACCGAUAGCGGGAAACUUCUACCUGGCCGAGUUCGAUGAAUCUGUUCCCGGGUUCAUCCAGGAGAUCACCGGCAGCACGGGCCACUUCUUAGACGAUUCAGACUGAUAUCGCUAUCACCAGGCGCAGAUCCAGGGGGCACAGGGGGCACGGCCCCCACCCUUGAGAAGCAAAAAUUAAAAUUUGCAAUGUAAAAAGGCCAUUAAAACCGAGGUGUGCCCCCUCUUUUGAAAUUAAAGACCUUUUUCUUUUUCUUUUUUUGCUUGUCAUUUUUUUUGGGUACGAAAUAUCCUUAAUUUGUGGUUGGAAACCCUUUUUUUUUUUUUUGGGGGGGGGGCUUGUAAAAAUUUGCCUCCGAAAAAUUUGCCCCCCUCCCCCCCUUUAGGAAAAUCCUGGAUCCGCCCCUGGCUACCGCGUAGUGACGAUCACGAACGACAUCACGGUACCAUAUUGGAGCCGGAAGAACUAGGAGGAAUAAAAACCGUAUUACGCAAGCGCAAAUGCUAACUGGUUUCGUCUCAAUGACAUUACUCAUUUCAUUUCAUUUCGUUUAUUUCCAUUUCCAACAUUUAUGGCGUUAAAGCAAAUACGAACCAGCAGCCAUUGUAGCACCACCUCAAGUCCUAAACUACUCAAAUCCAGCCAUCUUGACCCAUAAUGCAACAUUCUCAGCAGUGUAGUCUCAAAAAAUAGGCCCCCUUGAAUGAUAACAUGCUAAUCCGCUACUCAGUACAUUUUAAAUUCGCAUAUACCAAACAUAAUUAUGUUACAAAGGAGCAGAAUAUAUACUUCCCUCUCAUUAACAUUUGUGUCUCUAUUUCGAUAAAAUUAGUGGCAAUUAAUUCUCUGUAUUACCUCAAAAGGUAUAUUUUAAGACUAGCUAUUUAUUUUACACACAGUCAAUGACAGACCACAUUGGUGAUCAGUUCGUUACCCAUUUAAGUCAUACAAAAUGGCGUUGGCUCUGUGAACAGGAUGUGUCGUAAUGGCAACCCAAGUGGACGUUGAGAUCCUGAAAUGUUUCACUAUAGGUCUCACGGGGCUAAGAAAUCCUAAAAAAUAAGGAUGAAAUUCAAGGGUCGAAUGUUUACAACCAGUGGAUAUAUAGGAUAUAUAUCUGACAAUCCAUAUCUGACCAGAAAAGGCUCCCUCGACCGGCUCAUUUUUAAAAUAAAUCGGCAUUUAUGAAGACUUCUCCUGAGGGAUCAAAUUCAUCACCUGAAACAGUAAAAUAGCCCUAAUCCUUCCGCCAGUGAAAUAUAGUUCUAAAGUUGGUGAUACUUCUUCCCGAUUCGGGAAAAGGGAGUUUAGUAGUCACCCUCGAAUACAUUUAGUGUUAGAAGGACAAUCAUAUUCAUAAACUUUGUCAAUCAGCUAUAUCAAAAUAAAAAAAUGAGAAUGGGUUGGCUCGGAUGAAUAUCUUUUGCCCUCCCGUUGUUAACAUUUAGGAUGUGCAGUGCGGCCAUGUUUUAUGAUCCUAUUUUAUCUACCGUCCUCAGUACUCCCGUGAAAAAUCGUAAAGUCCUAAUAUUGUCUUGAUCUCGACUUACUGUGAUGUCGAUGAUUUCCAAUUUUAUUAAUGCGCUAAAUGUAUACUAGUUUUACAUGAUUUGUUUUUCCCCACAAAGAUAUUUUUUGGCUUUUCGAAAUAAUAUAAUCGCAGAUGGUGGUUGCACUUCUGCUAGUAUCCUCCCCAUUUCGAUAUAGACGGAUGUAAUCUGACCGAUUGUUAUGAUUAAUUUAUACCAAUAAAUUUAUGAUAUCAACUUACCUUUUAUGCUUAUUCGUAUUAUAUAUGAUAUAGGGCUUAACAGUGUUUAUUGUCAAUCUUAUAUUGAUUUAUAUCAUUGUAUAAUAGUUAUAUAGGCUAAUGUGUAUUUUAGUGUUUAGAAUUUAAUGAUAGUUCGAAUAGUCUAUGAUAGUCCAAUAACGUUUCUCAGCGCUAUAUUUAUAUACUGUAAAUUCCUUGUGGUUUACAUUGGUGAUUUCAAUUGGUAUUUUUGUAUUUUCUAUACAAUAUUGAUCUAAAACAUGCUCGGAGACAUUAUAGGUUUCUUAGGUUCAAUGUAUGUAAUGGCCGACGUGCUUUUAAUCUCGCGUGGUUUUUAUGGUUUCGUACUGAAGUUCACAUUUUAUUGAUAUAUAGUGCUUCCGCAAUUAAUGAUACAUUUUCCUAAAACGGCAUUGUCUGUAAUACUACAUUAAUGUCAGUGUAAGUGUAAUGUUACCAACACAAACAGGUUUGGUGUUUACUAUGGUUAUUUAUGUUUAACAUUUCUGCCACAUAUCUUGUAAUGAUAUGGCUUCAUGCACUUGUAAUCGUGUAUCAAUAGAAACAAGCAUGUUUAUAUCCAA